This is a messenger RNA of Musa acuminata subsp. malaccensis (wild Malaysian banana), 1967 nucleotides long. RefSeq names its product E3 ubiquitin-protein ligase RDUF1. Gene Ontology annotation, cellular component: cytoplasm. Gene Ontology annotation, molecular function: ubiquitin protein ligase activity. Gene Ontology annotation, biological process: protein ubiquitination. The record is from RefSeq and is a predicted model, not a curated record. Lineage: Eukaryota; Viridiplantae; Streptophyta; Magnoliopsida; Zingiberales; Musaceae.
UCUUUCGAACUCCCUCCUAUGCCCUCCGCCCAAAUCCCAAUCCCAAGUCUUAGCGGCAUUUGGGUGCAAAUUAAGCAAGGGGUUUUUGAAUUUGGAUUCUUUUUCUCCGUUAUUUAGUUUGAUUUCUUUUGGGAUUUCGAUUACGAAUCAGAUUCGUUCCGCCAACAAAGCGAUGCUGGUUUGAAUGGUGUUUUUGCGGUAGUUUCUCGAAAAAUCGGAUUUUUAGGGCUUUCGUUACGUAUCUAUUAGUUUUCCAGUUCAAAGCUUGGAUCUUUAAGAGGUUCCUCGCCUCCUCCGGAGCUCCGUCAUCACUGCCGCCGUCGCUUGCUUUUUGUCUUUGAUUUCCUUUAUGGAGACGGCGCCGUCGUUCUGGUGCUACCGCUGCGGUCGCUUCGUCAGGCUUUGGCCCCGGGCCGCCGUUGUCUGCCCUGACUGCGGCGGCGGCUUCCUCGAGGAGGUGGACGGGCCUUCUCGUGCUCCUCUCUACGCGGCUGUCCCACAGCCUCAGCGCCGCCGCUUCCCCUCCCCGGCCACCGACAGCGCCGCCUUUGAACGGCCUCACCAGCCCUCGGAGCUCAGGGUCCGUCGUAACCGUCGCGCGCCCACCGGCAACCGUUCUCCCUUCAACCCCGUCAUUGUCCUGCGCAGUCCACCUGACGUACGAGGCGAUGCAGACGGGGCCACCAGCAACAACUUUGAACUCUACUAUGAUGACGGCGCCGGAUCCGGCCUCCGCCCUCUGCCGGAAAGCGUGUCGGACUUCUUGAUGGACUCAGGGUUUGAGCGGCUACUGGACCAGCUCGCCCACAUCGAGAUCAAUGGAACCGGUGUCAGUCGCGUCUUGGCGCACCUGCCGGCUUCGAAGGCUGCCAUCGAGUCAAUGCCCACCAUUGAGAUAAGCGACGGCCACAUCAUAAGGGAAUCCCAUUGCGCUGUGUGCAAGGAGCCCUUUGUGUUCGGAACCGAGGCCUGUGAGAUGCCCUGCAAGCACAUCUACCAUCAAGAUUGCAUCUUGCCGUGGCUCUCGCUCAGGAAUUCUUGCCCUGUUUGCCGCCAUGAGAUGCCUAUGGAUGUACCAGAAGAGGACGACAAUGGUGGGGAGAUGGUGGGGUUAACCAUAUGGAGGCUUCCGGGCGGUGGUUUCGCUGUAGGCAGGUAUACAGGAGGCAGGAGAGCAGAAGGGGAGCUGCCGGUUGUUUACACAGAGAUGGAUGGUGAACUCAACUCCAGGAUGGCUCCAAGGAGAAUGUCAUCGUCCUCGCGAGGGAGUCGAUCAAGGGAGGAUGGAGGAAUUAGUGUUUUCUCAUUUUUCAGGCAUUUGCGAUCUCCUUCCUCGUCAUUGAGGCUGAGCUCCGAACCUCUUCCUACCUAUACACCUUUACUUACACGCAGAAGGAGUUCCCGGAGACGCAACACCAAUUGGGGAUUGGAGGCUGGUAAUGCCAAUACAAUUGCAAGAUCGUAAUUAGAAGAAAGAACACCUAAAGCUCAACUUUUUUGUCUGCUGGAUUUCAAUUCCUCUAAAGAACUUUAGAUACUCUUUAUCUCUGUGAUUAAAGAAGAGCUAAAGGACUAGUAUCUUCUUAGAUCUAUAUCAGUUAUAUCUCUCUCUGGCUUCACUAACAUUGUCUUGAUUCUUGUUCCACACAGAAAAGGCUGGAAUUUUUUAGGUGGCUAUGAUAAUAUUAGGAAGGUAUAUGCUUCCAUCUUGUAGUGUGCUUAUUUCAUAUUUUAGAAAUCCAUUAUUUUAUUUUCGGUAUCGUUCCAUAUGCUCUAUGGUCUUUUCGUUAUGUCGUCCCUUUAUGUAGAAAAGCUUGAAUUAUCCCCACUCAUUGAGAUGAUAAGCUGUAUAAGAUGUAUUCUUGUCCAUUUUGUUUAUUGUUCAAUUUUUUAGUUUUCGAUCAUUGACAAGUUCCUUACUUGAUUGUACGUACUUUAUAAAUGAGUUGUUUGUUUUUCCUUAGUAA